GCGGCCCAAUGGCGGCUGCACGUCGGCCGCAGGGAGGGGCGGGCCGAGAGCGUCAGACUUUUCCAGAAGCCCCGGAUGAGCGCCUCCCGACCACGCCGAGCUGGGCUGUGACCCGAGUUCGCUGUUCUCGGUCUGUUCCUCUGCAGCGGCGGCAGCUAUGGCGGCUGUGAAGACCCUGAACCCCAAAGCUGAGGUCGCCCGCGCGCAGGCGGCGCUGGCGGUCAACAUCAGCGCGGCACGGGGGCUGCAGGACGUGCUGAGGACUAACCUGGGGCCUAAGGGCACCAUGAAGAUGCUCGUUUCGGGCGCCGGAGACAUCAAGCUGACGAAAGAUGGCAACGUGCUGCUACACGAGAUGCAAAUUCAGCAUCCAACAGCCUCCUUAAUAGCAAAAGUAGCUACAGCUCAGGAUGACAUAACUGGUGAUGGUACUACUUCCAAUGUCCUUAUCAUUGGAGAGCUGCUGAAGCAGGCAGAUCUCUAUAUUUCUGAGGGUCUUCAUCCCAGAAUAAUCACUGAAGGUUUUGAAGCUGCAAAGGACAAGGCCCUUCAGUUUUUGGAACAAAUCAAAGUAAACAAAGAGAUGGACAGGGAAACACUCAUAGAUGUGGCCAGAACCUCUCUCCGUACUAAAGUUCAUGCUGAACUAGCAGAUGUCUUAACAGAGGCUGUAGUGGACUCCAUUUUGGCCAUUAAAAAAAAAGAUGAACCUAUUGACUUGUUCAUGGUUGAGAUCAUGGAGAUGAAACAUAAAUCUGAAACUGACACAAGCUUAAUAAGAGGACUUGUUUUGGAUCAUGGGGCACGGCAUCCUGACAUGAAGAAAAGGGUAGAAAAUGCAUACAUCCUUACAUGCAAUGUGUCAUUAGAAUAUGAAAAAACAGAAGUGAGUUCUGGCUUUUUCUACAAGAGUGCAGAAGAGAGAGAAAAACUAGUAAAAGCUGAAAGAAAAUUUAUUGAAGAUAAAGUUAAAAAAGUCAUAGAACUGAAAAGGAAAGUUUGUGGAGAUUCAGAUAAAGGGUUUAUUGUUAUUAACCAGAAGGGAAUUGACCCGUUUUCCUUAGAUGCUUUUGCAAAAGAAGGCAUAGUCGCUCUGCGCAGAGCUAAAAGAAGAAAUAUGGAGAGAUUGAUUCUUGCUUGUGGUGGAGUAGCUCUAAAUUCUUUUGAUGACCUAAAUCCUGACUGUUUGGGACAUGCAGGACUUGUCUAUGAAUAUACUUUGGGAGAAGAGAAGUUCACCUUUAUUGAGAAAUGUAACAAUCCCCGUUCUGUCACAUUGUUGGUCAAAGGACCAAAUAAGCACACACUCACUCAAAUCAAAGAUGCAAUCAGAGAUGGCUUGAGGGCUGUCAAAAAUGCUAUUGAUGAUGGCUGUGUGGUUCCAGGCGCUGGUGCAGUGGAAGUAGCAAUGGCAGAGGCUCUGAUCAAAUACAAGCCAAGUAUAAAAGGCAGGGCCCAGCUUGGAGUCCAAGCAUUUGCCGAUGCAUUGCUUAUUAUUCCCAAGGUUCUUGCUCAGAACUCUGGUUUUGACCUUCAAGAAACAUUAGUUAAAAUACAAGCAGAACAUUCAGAAUCUGGUCAACUUGUGGGCGUGGACUUGAACACAGGUGAACCAAUGGUAGCAGCAGAGGCAGGCAUAUGGGAUAACUAUUGCGUGAAGAAACAGCUUCUUCACUCCUGCACUGUGAUUGCCACAAACAUUCUACUAGUUGAUGAGAUCAUGCGAGCUGGAAUGUCUUCUCUAAAAGGUUGAACGGAAGCCUCCAACAUCUGGAUCUUGACUGCAGGAUGAUGCUGAGGAUGGAAAUGUGGACCUUUUUUCCAAGCUUCAAAUGAUGUUCAAAGGAAUCUGAAAAGAGGAUACUUGACAUCUAUUCAAAUUAUGACAUUGUGAAAUUGUAGUUACAUUAUUUUUUAAAUUGCACUGAGUGUAUCACAUAAAGCAGGUCCAGAGAGCAGGAUAUGUGUUUUGAUUUGCAGUGGUGUAAAAUUAAUAUUAGAUAAGCAUAUGUUACCUGCCUUGUUUAUUAAAUAUUCCUUGGGAAAUAUUAAUGGUUCAAUAAUUUGUGGCUGUAUUCUAACCAACAAUUUCCUAUUAAACAUUUAAGUAUUAAACUUUUCAGAAAUAA
Dipodomys ordii (Ord's kangaroo rat) is the source of this 2129-nucleotide messenger RNA. RefSeq names its product chaperonin containing TCP1, subunit 6A (zeta 1) (gene Cct6a). Gene Ontology annotation, molecular function: ATP hydrolysis activity; ATP-dependent protein folding chaperone; ATP binding. The coding region runs from base 158 to 1753 and encodes 531 amino acids. NCBI's taxonomy places the organism in Eukaryota, Metazoa, Chordata, Mammalia, Rodentia, Heteromyidae. Gene Ontology annotation, biological process: protein folding. The transcript has 14 exons. The record is from RefSeq and is a predicted model, not a curated record. Gene Ontology annotation, cellular component: chaperonin-containing T-complex.